Rhipicephalus microplus (southern cattle tick) is the source of this 2081-nucleotide messenger RNA. RefSeq lists its product as uncharacterized. NCBI's taxonomy places the organism in Eukaryota, Metazoa, Arthropoda, Arachnida, Ixodida, Ixodidae. The record is from RefSeq and is a predicted model, not a curated record.
CAACAUUCAACAGGCAUGGUAGGCAAACGUGGGCAAUUUAGCGUCCGGUGUAUUCUGCUGGCGUCCACGAGAUGAGCUUCGUCCGAGUGUACUGGUGCAUUGACUGGUAGCCGCUGGUAAUUUCGUGGUUCGCGACGUGUGGACCGUGUGCGCGGGGUGCAAGGAUACGCAGAUGUGUGAACUGCGGUUGUGGGUGUUCCCAGUGUUUGCCGUGCUGCCCGCAUAUAUACCGUCAAAAGAAGUGCUGAAGUGAACUUACUUGCGGAAUGGUGGCUACAUGUUGCGUGCCCGGAUGUAAGAGCCGUUCACAGAUCGGAAGCGGCAUCCGUUUCUUUCGUUUUCCAAGAUGUGAUCCUGAACGACGCCGAGAAUGGAUCCGCGCGGUGGGAAGGCAAAACUGGGUACCGAACAGCCACCACCUCAUUUGCAGCAAGCACUUCUUGGAGGGUGAGCCAAGCGACAAGUCAGACAGAGACAAUCCGGACUGGGCUCCUUCCGUGUUCUCUUUCACCAGCAUGAAGCGAAAAGUUGAAAUGCGUCGGCUGGACAGGUUUCAUAGGAGCCAGAAACAUCUCCCUCACUUCGCAUCGUCAGAAACACAAUCUAGUCAGCACUUUAAUGCACAAGAAAAACCUGGAGGUGCCAACACCAUCACUUUUCCCGAGUUCAUAUUAUACAACGGUGUCACAGUUCCUAGUCUCAUCAAGCCAAAACCUGUGGCAAGCCAGGUCACAAUUCUCGUCACCUCAACGACGCCAGCACCGCUCAUCGCACCCACAAUGUGCAUUGCGCAUACCACAACCGUGAUGUCUACCAAUGCUCCGAUUGUACACCAUGCUGUGAGCAGCUCUCAGCGGGCACCUGCAGCAUUUCAGAGUGUCACGCCAACACCGGAAGACGAACAAGCAUGAAGAAGAAGCAUUGAAUAUCUGUGUCACCAGCGUGUGGAGCAUGGCUGCAGACUCGACCUCGCCUGCAGCUGAAGCUGAGGGUAGGUUUGGGACUGGAUAGAAUGGACAGAAACAGUCGAGGAAACGUCACCAAUGGCGGAAGGGGGAGAAGUACGGCCAUUCAAGCGACUGGAAUCGCACCUGGAAGUGGUCAGUGCGGGAAGGUCACCUAGAAGAUGCUAACCCCGAAGGCAUCCGCGCGAAUCGAUCAACUAGAAGGCGUAACACUUCCUGAGCACCUGCCAGAAGAGAGGUCUCAUCUACCCGUGCCAGUUGCCAAGCAGCUCGAGACUGCAGACGCAUCGGGAGAGACAUCAUUGCAGCUGAAGAUUGUGGACGUCUGGAGCACGGCCUCCGAUUCGACCACGGCUGCAAGUGAAGGGGAGGAAGAGCCCGCUAGUCCCACAUAUCUUACCAAUGAUGCCACAAUCUUAUUCUAACACUAAGAAAGCAGCAAGCCCUGCACGUCGUGGCAACACCUUCAAGAAAAUCUAAUUACACCAAGAAGUGGCCAUGCGAAGCUGAAAGGCAACACAUUGCAGCCCACUCAGAAGCGGCACUUGAUUGGCUAAUGAACGUUAAUUUUGCCCAAUGCACAGAUCUGUCAUGUUGUUAUCUCAUGCUCAGGGCCACGGUGACCCAAAGGUGUUGGGUAUCGGGGCCAUUACAAGAGGUACACUUUUAAUUGACUGAUGAGCAUUUACUUAAUUGUACAUUUUGUGUACAUGUUGUACAUUUUGUGUAGUUUUCAGCAUUUUAAUAAAGGACGUUUUAUAUUUAGAACGCUUUAGCAAUUAUGGAUCACUUAUUGAGAGCACCAAAAAGUAAUUGCUGUCUUUUGAAUCCUUAAUCAAAGCCUGUCACAAUGAUUAGCACACAGACAUGAACGUGUAGAACACAAGAAUACUUGGAGAAGCACUUGAUAACACCGGUGAAGAUACGAAACAAGAACUUUACAGAGUGUGCACUGGACAUCAAGUUGUGUCUUUCUGUCUGCUUGUAUCACAGAUGUGCUUUGAAAUCAGUACUGUGCUUUCAUUUACCUUUUCUUGUUCAGGCAGAAGUCAUGUGAUAAUUCUGGCUGUGUAUAAUUCAUGUCCGAGCAUUAAAAGUGUGUUCACUGGUUAUGAU